Molecule: messenger RNA, 879 nt
Organism: Ctenocephalides felis (cat flea)
Lineage: Eukaryota; Metazoa; Arthropoda; Insecta; Siphonaptera; Pulicidae
Exons: 4
Coding region: 1-879 (292 amino acids)
Biological process (GO): neuron-neuron synaptic transmission; clustering of voltage-gated calcium channels; neuromuscular synaptic transmission
Cellular component (GO): presynaptic membrane
Source: RefSeq, a predicted model, not a curated record
AUGUUUUUAUUAAAACCUUUAGAACUUUUACAAUCACAAAUCACAUUAUCAAUUUUUGAUUCGGUUUUUGCCUUGGCUGUCGUUGGUCCAGCAACAGUUGGAUAUUGGCGAGGAGGAUGGAAUCUUAUGGAGAUUUAUUUAUUUCCAGAAGAACAUUUGAAGAGUAGUUUAAUUUCUUUAGGAGUAGGGUUUGUAGGCAUGCUGUUAAUGUGCCUUGGUCAAGGACCGAUUAAAAGAUUUAUGAAAGGAAAAUCUAAAGUCUGCUUCAUAUUAGUCUCCACCCUUUACACAGAAAUUUAUGGAUUAUUUUGUAUAAAUUCUUGGCGAGGUGCUUGGUUAUUUGGUGAUCUUUUUGCGAAACUACCAAUUGAAGCUGUUGCUGCAAUAACUUUUUUGGCAAUUAUAAUUUUGGCUAGUAUAAAGGCUCUGAGAAAUACUUCAGCGCCUCCCUGUGCCAUAGUUGUUGGGAAUACAGAAGAUUAUUUUGACACGCCAACGUAUUUUAAUCAAAUAAUAAUUGGUUAUUCAGUGACGAUAAUUACAUACAGUUUGGAACCUUUGGUACAUUUUGCUAAUGAACGUCUACAAGGCAUUUGGAAAUACAUAGUUCUUGAUAUAUAUGCAGUUCUAAUCGUAUUUGGAGCACUCAACGUUUGGAGAAAUUAUCCACUAUUAGGUAAUUGGCUAUCACACGUGGUAAGUUUAGCAUUAUUAAUGUUGCUAAAUUGUGGAAAUUCUGUUUUGGUGAGAGGUGUUUGUAAAGAUGCCGAUCCAGGUACUUCCGAUAAGCUUGUAGUGAUGCCAACUCAUUAUUUACGAAUAUAUUUUAAAAAUGAAGAUUUUCAAAAAACAAAUGAAACUAAAAGUGGUGAAAGUUGA